This is a messenger RNA of Limanda limanda (common dab), 719 nucleotides long. Its product is annotated as CD209 antigen-like protein E. The record is from RefSeq and is a predicted model, not a curated record. The transcript is spliced from 5 exons. The coding region runs from base 1 to 666 and encodes 221 amino acids. NCBI's taxonomy places the organism in Eukaryota, Metazoa, Chordata, Actinopteri, Pleuronectiformes, Pleuronectidae.
AUGAAUAUUUGUCAUUUAUCUCCAUAUUUCUCUUCUGCUGUUGAACAACCUGCAGCAUCAAACAGGCGAUCGGGGGUCACAUCGGAGCGAGUGGUCCUGCUGGUCCUCAGUGUUCUCCUGGCAGCUGCCGUCAUAGCUCUUGGUGUAACCCUUUAUGAAAAUACUCAAACCAAGAAGAGUCUCCAAAAGCUUCAAGAUGAGGCAACAAAUCUCACAGAUGAAACAUGUCCGAGGUGUGAGGACGGCUGGGAGCCACACGGAGGAAAGUGCUACUUCUUCUCCUCGGUUAGGUUAUCCUGGACUCAGAGUACAACACAAUGCAAAUCAAUGAGAGGAGACCUGGUUGUGAUAAACAACAGAGAGGAGCAGAGAUUCCUGCAGUCUAGAGUGAUAGAACAAAUGGACAAGUCUGAGGACAUGUUCUGGAUCGGACUGACAGAUUCACAGAAAGAGGGUGUAUGGCUUUGGGUGGACAACUCACGACUGGAUCCAAGAUUGACGUUUUGGCGUAAGGGUGAGCCAGACAACUGGAAAGGGAAUGAUUCUGAUGGACAGGAUUGUGUGAGGAUGGGGAAUAAAGGCGGAGCCAUGGACCUGCAGUCCUGGUUCGAUAGAUCCUGCAAAUCGCCUCAAAAAAGUGUUUGUGAGAAACCAGAAAAAGCAUGAGCCUGAAAUUCAUGUGGAUCAGAUUGAGCUCGAGUCCUCAGCCACUUUCACAA